Messenger RNA from Elaeis guineensis (African oil palm), 1039 nucleotides. RefSeq lists its product as uncharacterized. NCBI's taxonomy places the organism in Eukaryota, Viridiplantae, Streptophyta, Magnoliopsida, Arecales, Arecaceae. The record is from RefSeq and is a predicted model, not a curated record.
CAUGCAAACAAGCCAGCCAGCUUUUCACCCACAAGUGAAACUCUGAACAUGGACAUACAAACAAACUACGUGUCAGCUUCGCUUUCACCACCAUCCUUCUCUUUUUACCACCUGGUCUCCUUCCCCUCUUCCUCAUUGUUCAUCUCUUCCCUAGCAUGAAUGUCCAUGGAGAAGAUCUCCCACGCUGCUAUUUCCAUCCAAACCAUGUAGUUGUGGGGAUAUGUUCCCUUUGCCUGAGAGAGAGGCUCCUAAACUUGGCCUCCAAGCAAGGCCACCAACCCCAGGCCAAGGACACCCGCAGAUCUCUCCAACUUCUUAAAGGGAAACUCACCAUUUAUCUUCCUAGAUUCCAUCCUGUCAGCUCAAUCCUCCAUCGCCUCAAGUUUCGGCAUCAGAGAACCAAUGACAGCUUCGAUGAAGCCUCGAUCCCCAGCCAGGAUUCAUUCAUAUCCAUAAUGUUCGAUGCUGAUCAGCAUACACCGCACGGUGACGAAAGAUCGAGUGUGAAGGCUUCCUUGGAGCUUGUUGACUCCGCUACCAGCCACAAGGAGUUGCCCAGGAAGAACAAGGAAGGAGGAAAUGUGGAGUCUGUGAAACAACCUGGUAGUAUACCGAGGUGGCGCAAGCAGAUUGGCUGCCUGUUCAAGAUGGCAAAGUGGAAGGGGUCCCCUAGGCCAGGCACGUGUAAGGAAAGGACCCAGGGGAGGAAGGGUUGGACAAGGAGCCUUAAAAGGAGGACCACCACAGAAUAAAGGGGAGGAGGGAGGAAGGAGGAGGCAGAAAAAGACUUCAUAAGCUUCCACCGUGACAAAAGCCGUUCUCUAUGUUACCAGUGGUGCAUGUAAUUAGAUGUCAUUAGAUGUAUGAGGGUCUUAUAGGUGAACUUCACUAGUAAGUUAAUAAGCUAGGAGAUGGCAAGACACAAGUGUUUUUAGGAAUUCUAAUUUAGAUUUUUGACAGGGUUUAUUGUCGUAGUUAUGAUGGCGGCACAACAAGAAGUUUGUUUGCAGGGAUACAUAGCUUGCAGAGUUCUGUUGCU